CUAUAUUUCAUUCAAACUCUAUUGGUACAUCUACCUUUCUAUCCACAUCUUUUCCACUCUGACUGUGAGUGUGCGUGUGUAUAAUUAUAUAUACCUCAUUCAACUUGGUCUUACUCUAUCCAUCCAUCUAUCUUCAUCCCUAUCUCUUUCUUUCUCCAUCCCACUAAAUACGAACACCAUUUGUUGGUGUGUAUUUUCUUAUUCAGAAAAGACAGACGGUUUCUUUCGGCAACUGUCACCGAAGAACCUUACGGAAGGAUAUCUUAGAAUGGAGACAGACAAUGGCUAAACCAUCAGGUUUAUUACUCAGAUAAUAACAAAACAACACCAUCUUACAACAACUUCCAUCCAUCGUGGGAUCAUUUUAAACGGUGUUCCGUGAGAGAAUCGAAACUACUUCACAUGGAAUAUUAACUGACAAUUACCACAACUGCAAGAAAAGCAUCAUCAAAAAUAAUCUCGUCUGCCUCUCUUGUCUGUCGCAACAGUAGUAACAACAACAGUAACCUGUCCAACACAUCAAUGGUGCAUUAAUAUUCCAGAGACCAAACACGUGACACAUCUGUAAUAAUAGCAAUAACAACUGCAACAACACAAAUAUACAACAACAACAACAUAAACGUAAUGUCAGUGUAAAUAUAUAUAAAAUAUAGCACCGUCAACAACGAUGACAACAAGUGUUUAUGUCUCUGUGAAAUAUAUAAAAAGCGAGGCGAGAGAACAUCCCCCGCCCCAAUGACUGCUGAAGUUGGCAGUGAGGAUGUUUUGGUGAUAACGCCAACAAUAGCAACAACAACAACAACAACAACAACAACAACAACAACAACCAAAUCGAGAAAUGUUUAUGAUAACAGUCUUUCCAAUCAAGAGUCAACAGUGAUGGCCAGCAGCUCUUUUACCAUCGAUGAUGCUUUCGAAUCUGAUGAUGAUGAAAAGAUCCGAGUGUAUGGGUCAACGAAGGCAACAUCCCCCAUACAGCGACACUCACCUCAGUCUUUGCAGCGCAAACACUCGCUUCCACGACGCCAAGGCUCCGACACAGUCAGUUCUUCUUCCGUAUCUAUAGCAUCUUCUGUGCCAACAACGGCAGACAUUGCCGACCCACCGUCCAUUGGUUCAGUGGGCGGUGGAGGCACACCUUGCGCAACCCCUACAAACAGUGGAGGUCCUGGUGUUGUAGGGGUUACUAAUCUGACAACGACUUCAGCCCCUGGACUUGUUGUGACAACGAGAAGUGUGGCCACCCCACAAGAGACGGAUGAAGCUAGCGCAUCGUUGAUAAUAAAGGCUACCAGUAAGAAAUCACCCAGUUGGUAUAAACAUCCCAAAAUUCGUGAAAACUGGAAAGUUGUCCUUGGAUCCAUAGCUUUGACACUAAUUGGAUCUGCGCUCCUCCUGGCAGGUUUAUCUGUAGCCAUAUCAAUAAAAGCAUCACACAGUGUUGUAUUGUUCAUUGCUGGACUUAUAUGCUUUAUUCCUGGAGUGUACCAUGUGGUGUACAUUUACUGUGCAUUGCAAGGCAGAAUGGGCUUCAGCUUAUACAACUUACACAUUUUCAAAUGAGGAGAAGACAGAAAGGAUCAGACAGAAAGGAUCAGACCAACAAAUAACAUAAACCUUUGCGUUCUGAAUGACACUUUUGUUGUGAUUUUAUCAAGUGUGGUGGCCAUCAACUGGAUAUACCGAGAGUACCAAUGUGGACAAUACACUUACCCAAGUUAACCUAUUUACAAGGGCAGUCCUGAUUAAACCAAGAUACAGAUUGAAAACCUUAAUUGGCAAUACUGACUACAUCUACACCUGUUUUGAUAUAAUUAGCAAGGAACUGUUCCAAAGAUCAUACUAAUGUACAUAGUUAAACAGAGAGUGUACACUGGCGCUACUGCAAAGCAACAAACUGCUUUUAACAAGGUACCAAAUAUUUACAGUAUACAUUGAUUGAACUCUACUCUAAACACUCAAAUACAUACCCAAGGUACCGAUACCCCUUUGUCAAGAAACAGAUCUAUACCCAACACAACCACCACCAUCCAAGGUACAGAGAGAAUGAUAUAUCCAGACAAGUGUAAUAACAUAAUUAAACGGACAUGUAAUUAUAUUCCAAAAUACCCAUAUAUACAUACAUACAUGCAUACAUACACAUGCGUUUGCCACAUACACAAACAUCCCUGCAAACAUCACAGGACGCCAUGGUUACCAUCGAUAUGACUGUGUCGUGUGGAUCAAUGAAACACUGGCAACUACCAGUUCUAGGAGUACCAGUUGAUCACAUGACAACACUUUAUAAUUUAUAACUGGUUGUUUGAAAUCAAUAUGUGAUAUUUAGACUCUCUCUCUCUCUCACUCUCUCACUCUCUCUCUCUCUCUCUUUCUCACACACACACACACACAAACACACACACACACCACACACAGAUAAACACAAAUGUGUAUAUAUGUAUGUUUCAUUCUAGCAUGGAAAGCAGUUGUAAAAAUGAUGGUGAUGAUGAUGAUGAUGAUGGUGAUGAUGAUGAUGAUGACACAGAAACUGUUUAUGUUUCCAGAAACGAAAAAAAAAAAGUGCUUAAGAAAAAGAUUACCCACCUGCUUAUUUCAAAGAUGAAAAUGUACAAGUUCUAACGAAUAAUUUCACAGACCAAUUUCCCAAGUACCUGAGCAUCGGGAAUGAAUGAGAAUCUAAUAGUUGUAACAUGGGAUUUUUCAGCUUCGUAAUACAAUGUGUGUGUGUGUGUGUAUAUGUAUACACACACACAUAUAUACAUUAUAGAUAUAUAUAUAUAUAUAUAUAUAUAUAUAUACAUACACAUGCACACACACAUGAAUAUAUACACACAUACACAUAUACAUACAUACUUAUAUACAUACAUACAUAUACAUAUAUACAUAUUGAGUGAGUGAGUGAUAGUGAGCUACAGGGAAAGCAGACAGUAGAAGAAGUCUUCAGAAGAAUUCCGACAAGUGUUUCAACCUGUUAGUUCCUGACUACCCAGGCCCACCUAUGUAGUGGCCCCUAGGUGUCCUCCUGCUGUUAUUUAAAUGUUACCUUUAGUGGGAAUUAAACUCAAAACCUUCAGAUGAUACAUAAACACACACACACACACACACACACACACACACACACACACAUAUAUAUAUAUAUAUAUGGUGUAU
Molecule: messenger RNA, 3150 nt
Organism: Octopus sinensis (East Asian common octopus)
Lineage: Eukaryota; Metazoa; Mollusca; Cephalopoda; Octopoda; Octopodidae
Product: endochitinase A-like
Exons: 8
Coding region: 736-1563 (275 amino acids)
Source: RefSeq, a predicted model, not a curated record